Aptenodytes forsteri (emperor penguin) is the source of this 1879-nucleotide messenger RNA. It is a transcript of the gene TMEM161B, whose product is annotated as transmembrane protein 161B. The transcript is spliced from 11 exons. Bases 26 to 1423 code for a protein of 465 amino acids. The record is from RefSeq and is a predicted model, not a curated record. Lineage: Eukaryota; Metazoa; Chordata; Aves; Sphenisciformes; Spheniscidae.
GAUAGGUGUACAGUUGGUGGUUACCAUGGUAAUGGCUAGUGUCAUACAGAAGAUCAUACCUCACUAUUCUCUUGCUCGUUGGCUUCUCUGUAGUGGCAGUUUACGGUGGUAUCAGCAUCCUACUGAAGAAGAACUACGGAUUCUUGCAGGGAAACAAAGAGGGAAGACCAAAAAAGAUAGAAAAUAUAAUGGUCAUAUUGAAAACAAACCCCUAACCAUUCCAAAAGACAUUGAUCUUCAUCUGGAAACAAAAUCUGUGACUGAAAGGGACACUAUUGCAUUGCAUUAUUUUCCGGAAUAUCAGUGGUUGGUGGAUUUCACUGUUGCGGCUACAGUUGUGUACGUGGUGACGGAAGCCUAUUACAGUAUUGUGAAGCCCUCACAAGAAAUGAAUAUCAGCGUGGUGUGGUGCCUGCUUGUCUUGGCUUUUGCAGUUAAGGUACUGUUUUCGUUGACUACCCAUUAUUUCAAAGUAGAGGAUGGAGGUGAAAGAUCAGUCUGUGUCACCUUUGGUUUUUUCUUCUUCGUGAAAGCAAUGGCAAUUCUCAUUGUGACAGAAAACUAUCUAGAGUUUGGACUGGAAUCAGCUUUGCAAGGAUUGCUUAAAAUAGACGAUAGGGGUCCUGUGUCUAAACUAACCUUCAAAUUGUUCCUGGCUGUUCUGUGUUCACUUAUUGGUGCUUUUUUGACAUUCCCUGGCUUGCGACUGGCUCAAAUGCAUCUGGAUGCUCUGAAUUUAGCAACAGAAAAAAUAACACAAACAUUGCUACAUAUAAACUUCUUGGCACCUUUAUUUACGGUUCUACUGUGGGUGAAACCAAUCACUAAGGACUACAUUAUGAACCCACCUUUGGGCAAAGAGAGCGUCCCUUUAAUGUCAGAAGAUACAUUUGACACCAUGAGGUUGUGGAUUAUAAUCCUGUUGUGUGUUUUACGGUUGGCUAUGAUGCGUCAUCAUUUACAGGCCUAUCUGAAUUUAGCUCAGAAAAGUGUGGAUCAGAUGAAAAAGGAAGCUGGCAGAAUAAGUAUGGUUGAUUUACAGAAAAUGGUGGCUCGGGUAUUCUAUUAUCUUUGUGUAAUUGCACUGCAGUAUGUUGCACCAUUGGUAAUGCUCCUUCACACAACUCUGCUCUUGAAAACACUAGGUAAUUAUUCUUGGGGUAUCUACCCGGAAUUGAAUUCUGACACUCCAGUAGAAAACAGUCUGCUUCCCAGUUCAGUUUAUUCUGAGUCUCCACCUGCUGAUGGAAAGAUGAAAGUAACUGUAGUACAAAUUACAAUGGCUUUGGGAAGCCUAAAGAAUAUUUUCACUCCUCUCCUGUUCCGGGGACUCCUGUCUUUCCUCACCUGGUGGAUUGCUGCUUGCCUCUUUUCUACAAGCCUUUUUGGGCUUUUCUAUCACCAGUACCUGACUGUGGCAUGAACAGGUCAACUGACAAAGCAAGUGUGAGGUCAAAUACUAGAUACAAACCCAGGUACCCAAGAGGAGACGAAGAGAAAAGAAGAAAACUAUAUAAGAAGAGAAAACAUAUCAGAAUUUUUUUUAAACACUUCCUCUGUGUUCUCAGGGUGAAUAUUCUUAUAAAGUUUAAAAUCGCAACUGGGUUUGUUAUUUUUGUUACCCAAAUGGUAGGUAACUAAUUGAAUUAUAGUAUCGGGACUGACUGACGUUAUUGUGUGGCAGAUGGUGGUGAGCGUGCUGAAAAGAUACGCCCUCUGAGUAUCUUGGUUUCCGUAAACAGCAAGCCAACCUCAAAACUUUGUGUUUUAAGCAUCAACAGUCAGUGACUGAACUGUGUUAGAAGGGUACUGGUUAUAGUGAUGGUGGCUGCCUAUCGAUUAAAUCUUGAAACUGAGCCAUACAAUGGAAGGAGAGAGG